Molecule: messenger RNA, 2587 nt
Organism: Planococcus citri (citrus mealybug)
Lineage: Eukaryota; Metazoa; Arthropoda; Insecta; Hemiptera; Pseudococcidae
Product: sodium-independent sulfate anion transporter-like
Exons: 11
Coding region: 548-2518 (656 amino acids)
Biological process (GO): transmembrane transport
Cellular component (GO): plasma membrane
Molecular function (GO): sulfate transmembrane transporter activity
Source: RefSeq, a predicted model, not a curated record
AGCCCACGAGAGGAAUCAUUUUUGGGUGUUUUGGUUUCGCUGAGUGUUCUGCUUCUGCACCACUUCACUAUCGUCGUCGCGGAGACUUGGAGAGAUUCGAGACUCGCGUCCCUGUGGUCUCUCUCUCUCUCUCUCUUACUCUGCGAUACUUUAUAAAAACCCAUCCAUCUAUCGCGCAUUACAGACGGUAUGUCUGACUAGGAUGAUGUGAGUCGAGUCGUGUAGUUCGUGUCUAGCCACAAUCCACUAUCGUUCAGUAGUAAUAAUUAGUAUACGUACUCGUAAAGUAAACCUAAACAGACUCGACAUCGCGGCAUUCGGCACCGAGAACGCAUUCUUUAUCGGACCGUGUUCGACGUUCGACGACGACGACGCAAUAGUUCCGUUUCCGGAUUUUACUCUCGUUAUCCGGAAAGAUACGUAGCUCGAUCUCGAUAUACACCAACAUCGCCAAGUAUUUCGCUCCUCUUCGUGUAUCCUAUUGUACGUAUUUAUCUUCGGUCAAUUUAUCUGCACUACCUACGACAGUAAAUCUCCCAGUCACAUUAUGACCAUAUCGAAACGGAAGAAAGUAAAAGGCGUUUUGAAAAAUUCGUUCACAUCUUUUCGCAACGCUAACGUCAAGAAAUCCCCGGAUACCGAACAAGCCAAACAGAACGGUGGAGCCGGCGGUGACGCUACGAAAUUACAAAUCGAAGAUGAAGAAACAUGUUUGAACUGCAUAAAAGAAAACAUCGUACAGCAAUUUACACAAAUGUCGAUACAGAAGAGACUCCCUUGCACGAAAUGGAUUCCUACUUACAGUUUAAGCUUCCUCGUACGAGACCUUAUCGCCGGUAUAAGUGUCGGACUGACCGCAAUACCUCAAGGAAUGGCUUACGCCAACGUCGCAGGCCUCGAUCCUCAAUAUGGAUUAUAUUCGACUAUAAUGCCGUGUUUCAUAUAUAUAGUAUUCGGAGGCUGUAAGGAUAUGACGUUGGGACCUACGGCUAUCAUGUCUUUGAUGACUUUUCCUUACGCAUCCAAGUACGGUCCACCAUACGCUAUAUUGUUGUGUUUCCUCAGUGGUGUUCUCAUCCUGCUGGCUUCAAUAUUCCGACUAAGUUUCCUCGUCGAUUUCAUUUCAUUACCGGUGACGACAGGUUUCACAGCAGCAGCUGCAUUGACCAUAGCUACAGCUCAACUGAAAAACUUUUUCGGAAUGAAUAUUCAUACCAGCGGCGUACUCGACAGUUGGAUAUCUGUGAUAAAAAAUAUGAAUAAUAUAAGCUGGCCCGAUACCAUUCUUGGAAUCGUUACCAUCGCUGCUCUUCUUCUUGGCAGAUAUGUGAAAAACAAAUCAGCCCAGUUGAAUGGCGAAAGAACCAGUCAGAAGGUGCUAUCUUAUUCUUUAUGGCUAGCUGGCUUAUCUGGAAACGCGAUUGUCGUCAUAUGUGGAACUUUACUCGCGUAUUGUUUAUCAACUGCUGGAUCGCUGCCGUUCAAGUUGACUGGUAAAGUUGGCAGUGGUUUGCCUCCUUUCGCCAUACCAUCGUUCCACACAGCGAAUGCCACGUUUGUCGACAUGGUCUCGGAUAUGGGUUCAGCUGUCAUUGCUGUACCUUUUAUAUCAAUCAUGGAAACCAUAGCUAUAGGAAAAGCUUUCGAAAAAGGAAAAGGUGUCGAUGCAACCCAAGAAAUGAUCGCGUUAGGUUUAUCAAAUCUAGCCGGUUCUUUCUUAGGAUCAAUGCCAAUCUCUGGAUCGUUCACUCGAAGCGCCAUUAACCACAGCUCCAGCGUGGUAACUCCUCUGGGAGGUUUAUUCACUGGUUUAUUGGUACUAAUGGCUCUUGGCUUCCUCACGUCUCUGUUUUAUUUCAUACCGAAAGCUACUCUGGCCGGAUUAAUCAUCGUAGCUAUGAUAUUUAUGGUUGAAUACUCGACGAUAUCGCUGAUAUGGAGGACUAAAAGACAAGAUUUCAUUCCACUGUGCGCUUCUUUCUUCGCAUGUUUGAUAUUUGGAGUCGAGCUAGGAAUGGUGAUCGGUAUAGCUGCAAAUCUCUGCAUAGUUUUGUACGGAGUAGCGAGACCUUCGAUGAAAAUAUCUUGGCUAACUGUUAACGAUACGCAGAAAGUAUUAUACAUUGUACCUAAACAAAAUUUACUAUUUCCAUCCAUUAAUCAUAUUCGAGAAUCGAUCAUCGACGAAUGUAAACAAAGAGACGAUUACAGUCCGGUGGUAAUCUGCGGAGAUCACAUAUACAAGAUAGAUUCCACUACAGCUAAGGGAGUACAUUCGUUAGUGGAUGACUUGAAAGCUAGAGGACAACGGUUAUAUUUAUGGAAAUGGAAUGACUCGCCGGUCCGAACGUUUACCAAUUAUAACGAAGAUCUGCGAUGGAUUCUACGAUACGAUGAAUCGAUAGAACAAAUUUUAAGCGAGCCUUCAGCAAGUAUUAACGAAGACGAAUCUGUCAAAGAAUUCUCAAACAAUAAUUCCAGUAACGAGCAGUUAACCCAAGUUCCUAUGACUGUAUAGUAUAAUUAUUUAAUAUUUAUUCCAUUCCUGUAUUCGAUAAGUAAAUUAUAACUUUGUUUACGUUUGUUU